Etheostoma spectabile (orangethroat darter) is the source of this 805-nucleotide messenger RNA. RefSeq names its product transmembrane protein 126A (gene tmem126a). The record is from RefSeq and is a predicted model, not a curated record. Gene Ontology annotation, biological process: mitochondrial respiratory chain complex I assembly. Bases 148 to 765 code for a protein of 205 amino acids. NCBI's taxonomy places the organism in Eukaryota, Metazoa, Chordata, Actinopteri, Perciformes, Percidae. Gene Ontology annotation, cellular component: mitochondrion. The transcript has a single exon.
AAACCCAUACACUGUGCGCUUUGAAUUGUGGGGAAACAUGUCUGCGCCCUGUCUCCAUCCCGAGGACCACCUUACCAAUGUGAUAAUUGAGUUAUUCAAAUUGUAAACAAGAUCCUCUAACGACAGAGCAGCGGACGGUUUCUGAAGAUGGCGGAGAAGACCCUGAAGGACGGCGUCUCUGGAAAUGGGCUCUCAAGAGCUGUGAUUGCUGAAAUGCUGGCGAAGAAUUUCGAGAGACUGCCUGACAUUGAUCAGAAAAUCUUUAUCUAUGGACCCAUGUAUCUGGGGGGAAAUGGUGGCCUCGCAGGAUUGAUAGCCAACAGCUUUUAUCGCAGAGCUCUGAAUAUCACACAGGCGCCCAUCGCUUCCGGCCUGCCGAUGGCCGUGCUGCCCUUCCUCACAACAUUUGCCCUGUACAACGCAGCAGUGUCGGGGCCCCUCCUGUCCGGUGACCUCAACUGUCCCACCUGUGCCCUGUUGCGAGGUGCACUUGUCGGUGUGGUCGGUGGUGGGGUGUACCCCAUCCUCCUGGCCUUACCUGUGAAUGUUGGGCUUGCAACCAGGUACAGCACAGCACCGAUGCCAGAGAAGGGCAACCAACUCCGGUACUGGGCGGACCUCUCCAGACCGAUCCUGAGGAGAAUGAGGGCUGUUCUGGUGCUUCAGGCUUUCUUCGGCACCUACCUGAGCUCCAGGCACUUUGAAACGUACACCAAACUUGCUAAGAUAACAUUUGACCCAGCUGGAGAGGAACUCAAAGACUAAAAUGUAUUCACCCUUGAAAUAAACAUGUUUUCAUUGAUAA